GGGUAAUGGGCCUGUGACUGACCCUGCCCGCCUGCCUCAUCCCGCCCUUCGAUGGAGUCGAUGUGGAACUCCUCCCAAACACCUCCUCAGUCCACUUCCAACACGUCUGCCUCCUCUCUGUCCGAGGGCUGGGCUCUGUCCCAGUCACUAGCCCUGCUGGCAAUGCUGCUCAUGGACCUGCUGGCUGUGGUGGGUAAUGUGGCUGUCAUGGCAGUCAUUGCGAAGGCCCCCCAGCUCCACAAGUUUGCCUUUGUCUUCCACCUGUGUGUGGUGGACCUCCUGGCGGCCCUGGUGCUGAUGCCGCUUGGCAUGCUGUCCAGCCGAGCGUUUUUCGGGGAGGCUUUGUGCAGGAGCUACCUCUUUCUCAGCGUGUGCCUCGUCAGUGCUGCCAUCCUCUCCAUCUCAGUCAUCAACGUGGAACGGUACUAUUACAUCAUCCAUCCCAUGCGUUACGAAGUGAAGAUGACGGUCGGCCUGGUGGCUUCCGUGUUAGUGGGAAUAUGGGUCAAAGCUCUGGCCAUGUCUGCUCUGCCGCUGCUCGCUUGGUUCCUGCAAAGCGGCAGAGCUCCUCUUCUGGAAGGUAGCGGAGCUGGGGGAGGAGGCGGAGGCGCCAUUCCAUCACCCCCCGCUCAGGGUCACAGGCGCUGCUCGUUGCACUGGACUGGGGGUGGGUCGAACCGUUUAGCUUUCAUGGUCCUCUUCGCUCUGGUGUAUUUCCUGUGUCCGCUGCUGGUCAUCCUAGUUGUGUACUGCAACAUGUUCAAAGUGGCUCGAGUAGCCGCCAUGCACCACGGACCCCUUCCUACUUGGAUGGAAACGCCCCGUCGCCAGAGGUCAGAGUCCCUCAGCAGCCGGUCCACGAUGGUUACCAGCUCUGGGACAGGUACUGGGACAGACAGAGCUACUCCGCAGCGACCCUUUGGGGGAGGAAAGGCUGCAGCGGUGCUAGCAGCAGUAGGUGGGCAAUUUCUUUGCUGCUGGCUUCCCUACUUCACUUUCCACUUGUACUCUGCGCUGGCUGCCAGCCCACCUGCCGCACUGGCCUCCUUGGAGGAGGUGGUCACCUGGAUUGGCUACUUCUGCUUCACCUCUAACCCCUUCUUUUACGGCUGCCUGAACAGGCAGAUCCGCGAGGAGCUGGGCAAGCACCUGCCCUGCUUGUUUCGCAGAGCAGGGCUCGAAGUGGAGGACAGGCUGCCGAGCCGCGAAGGAUCCAUAGAGGAGAACUUCCUUCAGUUUCUUCAGGGCACCGGCUGCAAUUUGGAUCCCCCGAACUCUCGCAGCACUUCCAGUCCUAAGGGGGAGGCCUGCUGCCCCGUGGCCCAGUGCCAGCUGGCUGAGACAGCGCAGCCCAUACCCAUUGAUUUCCGUAUCCCUGGACAAAUAGCAGAGGAGACUUCAGAGUUUAUUGACAUCGAACAGGCAAAAAACAACCACAUAUUUACAGAAAAUUAA
Molecule: messenger RNA, 1455 nt
Organism: Nematolebias whitei (Rio pearlfish)
Lineage: Eukaryota; Metazoa; Chordata; Actinopteri; Cyprinodontiformes; Rivulidae
Product: G-protein coupled receptor 61-like
Exons: 1
Coding region: 52-1455 (467 amino acids)
Biological process (GO): G protein-coupled receptor signaling pathway
Cellular component (GO): endosome; signaling receptor complex; plasma membrane
Molecular function (GO): G protein-coupled receptor activity
Source: RefSeq, a predicted model, not a curated record